Messenger RNA from Pseudomyrmex gracilis, 1610 nucleotides. RefSeq names its product ER membrane protein complex subunit 2-like. Gene Ontology annotation, cellular component: EMC complex. Gene Ontology annotation, molecular function: protein binding. Bases 197 to 1081 code for a protein of 294 amino acids. Gene Ontology annotation, biological process: protein folding in endoplasmic reticulum. The record is from RefSeq and is a predicted model, not a curated record. Lineage: Eukaryota; Metazoa; Arthropoda; Insecta; Hymenoptera; Formicidae. The transcript is spliced from 8 exons.
GACAUUAUCCCACACACGGAGGCGCUUUCUAGAUUGAUCUCACGCAUGUCAAUGAACUGCGCCAACAUUGCAUGCGCAAUGCCGCCAGCGCAUAGCGAUAUUCACCGAGGGGUUGGUGCCACUAACCCUUGGAAAUUGCUAAGAGGUUAGGUUCGGUCGAAGAUUAGGGUUGAGGUUAGGAGUUUAGAACACCGAAAUGAAAGCACGAAUAAUGACAAGGAGUUAUGAUAAAUUAUCUUGGACAGAAGCAAGAGAUUUGUUAAGAACUUGGAGAGAAGAUUCUGAACGACGAAGUCAAGAUGUAGUAAAUAUUUGGGAAAAUACUUUAAUGGGAAAGGUUGAUCGUUUGGGCAGUGAAAAAUAUUUGGUACUGGAACAAGUGUGUGUAGCUGCAUUGGAUUGUUAUCGUUUACCUAUAGCUGAAUAUUGCAUUAAGGCUUUAAUACGUGCAUUUCCUGGCAGUUUGCGUGUUCACAAAUACCAUGCCAUGCAUUUGGAGGCACUAGAAAUGUAUGAUGAAGCAAUAGAAGUAUUGGAUUCAAUUAUAAAAAGAGAUGAGACUAAUGCAGCACCAAGAAAACGUCGUGUAGCUAUUUUGAAAGCCCAGGGCCGCAUUCCAGAAGCAAUCAAGGAGCUUUCAGAAUAUUUGAAGAGAUUUAUGAGUGACCAAGAAGCAUGGCAUGAGCUAUGUGAUCUGUAUCUACAAGAACAAGAAUAUUCCAAAGCAGCCUAUUGCAUGGAAGAACUUAUACUGCAUAAUCCACACAGUCAUUUAAUUUACCAGAGAUAUGCGGAAAUAAAAUAUUCUCAAGGUGGAUUUGACAACAUGGAGUUAGCAAAGGCAUACUUCUGCCAAGCUGUGAAACUAAAUCCAAAUAACAUUAGAGCUCUAUAUGGAAUAUUGUUGACAACAAAUAAUAUUGCAACGUCACCUAAAUGCCUCGGGUCCAAGAAGAAGGAAGUAAUGAAAUUGAACGAAUGGGCUAGUAAACAAAUCGAGGAACAGUACAAAAAUAAAGUCUCGGACUUGAAGUGUAAAAAUAUAGAAGCUUUAUUAGGACAAUUGCAACUUGAUGCUUAGGAACUGUUAGUUAUACCGCUGUUGGCAAUUUAUAUAUUUAUUUUCACUUGUGUAACAUAUGUAAGUGGUAUAUUAUUAAAAAACAAUUUUUCCGAAGGAUGGUAAACACAAAGACUUCAAAUGUUGUUAAUUAUGUGCAUAAUAAAACAGUAACAGAACAUCACAAUUGAUAUAUGUAAACAGUAUUAUUUUGUUUUCUAUUUUCAAUUAUGUAGAUUACUUUGUGUUAAAGGUAAUUCUUUAAUGCUUGUUUAGAUACUUUAUGUGAUUAAUCAGUGUAAAAAAGUGUUAAACAUUUUUUCUGCACUAUGUAUAUAUAUAUACAUAUAUUGUGUAUAUAUAUAUAUAUGUAUGUAAUUAUCUUUUGAAUAUGCUUACAUUUUUCCGUAUAUCUUGCUGGUGUAUGUACAGAAUGUCUCUAAAACAGAUUCUCUUUUUUGUGAGAAUAAAAAGAAUAAAAAUGCUACAAAUGUUUUUGCGAUGUAUUUUUGUUUUUAUAACGCGCUAUCCGCUAUUAUAAAAGAAAACC